GAAUAUUCACCCAAAGCAGAAAAAAACAUCAUGGCCGCUGCCGUAGUACGAGGCAUUGGCUCUAACCUUGCUAAAAACCUUCGAGAGCUUCGUCUACAUUUGUGCCAGACAUCGCCUGCGAGUCAAGGAGCAAGGGAUUUUGUGGAGCAGCACUAUGUGGAACUGAAGAAGGCAAACCCCACAUUCCCCAUCCUCAUCAGGGAGUGCUCAGGUGUUCAGCCUAAGCUUUGGGCAAGAUAUGAUUUUGGUAAAGAGAGCAGUGUGGCCCUUGACAAUAUGAACGCUGACCAAGUGGCUAAAGCGCUGGAGACAGUUGUGAAAUCAAAAGCAUGACCAAUCCAGCUGCCCCGAAGACAGUGAUUUUGUAAAUUUACAUGUGUAUCACAUCUCUAUUGCUGUUUUAAUAAAUCUGAGUACUAACUUGUGACAA
Messenger RNA from Oncorhynchus nerka (sockeye salmon), 430 nucleotides. RefSeq names its product NADH dehydrogenase [ubiquinone] 1 alpha subcomplex subunit 2-like. Lineage: Eukaryota; Metazoa; Chordata; Actinopteri; Salmoniformes; Salmonidae. The transcript is spliced from 3 exons. The record is from RefSeq and is a predicted model, not a curated record. The coding region runs from base 31 to 333 and encodes 100 amino acids.